Molecule: messenger RNA, 8301 nt
Organism: Rhipicephalus sanguineus (brown dog tick)
Lineage: Eukaryota; Metazoa; Arthropoda; Arachnida; Ixodida; Ixodidae
Product: trichohyalin-like
Biological process (GO): neuromuscular synaptic transmission; regulation of synaptic plasticity; maintenance of presynaptic active zone structure
Cellular component (GO): cytoskeleton of presynaptic active zone
Molecular function (GO): structural constituent of presynaptic active zone
Source: RefSeq, a predicted model, not a curated record
ACCGCCGCUCGCGGGGUAUUUCUCUCAUCCCGGCGUUCAUCCCGCCCCUAGGGCGGCCAUCACCGCCGGAAGGAAGGAUCUGAGGUGCGUGCAGUGCGCGAAACGACGACGCUCCGUGCCCCAAGCCUGCACAGAGCUCGAGGGUUCCCACCCCGAGAGAGUGGAUACACGGAGUGCCAGCCCGGCGGCAGAGUGCGGAGGAGCAGCGCGGCCAUCGGCCGGAUCGAAGCGCCGCGUGCGUGAGAGGCGCGAUGCCGGCGGCGGCGGCCUCGGUCUCUUCGGCCACGACGAGCUGAGUGAGGCGCGGAUGCGGACCGUGCAUUUCAAAGCCGGAGGGGGCCUUCCCGAGGCCGGCAGCUAGCUGAGCGAGGCGGCGCAGAAACGGUAGGAAAGAGAAGAGAGCCCGAGCGGAAACGCUAACCAAGACCUCGAGACCAUGUCCUCCCGCGACAUGUACGGCGGCUCGCAGAGGUCGCCCCGGGCGGCCCAGAGCUCGCGCGACGUGAUGCUGGGGCCGCCUAAGACGUCCUACGCGUCCAUCUCGCAGCCGCCGUCUGCCAGGGGAAGUCCCAUCGCGCGCAACCUCUCUUCGCCGUCGCAGGGCCGCCGCAUGCGGCCCACCGGACCGUACGGCGUGAGCCGCUCGAGCAACAGCAGUCCGCUCACCAUGGCCACCCACGACUACUACGGAGACGAGCCGGACCUGCGUGUGUCGCACCGGAGCCGGUCGGCCACGCGAGCAGCGCCGCCGGCCAUGCGAUCGUCGUACCCGGGAGUCGGAGUCGUCGACCAGGACUUCAUGCCCAUCAGGGACCGGUCCCUGGAGCGCGGCGCCGCGGACCUCGGAGGAGGAGGACGCCGCGGAGGGUACCGCGGCGAAGACAUGUACCGCGAGACGACCAUCGACGGCGAUCCGUACCGGGACUACGGCGGUAGCAGUGGCCGCGGUGGCGGCGGGAGCUUCGUGGCCGAGCUGCAAAGCCGGCUUAACGAGCUCCAGAGUCAAUACGGGAGCGUCAAGCGGGAACUGGACGCGACCACGCAGAAGCUCGGCUCCAGCAUGCACAGCAUCAAGACCUUCUGGAGCCCCGAGCUCAAGAAGGAGCGCGCCUUGCGCAAGGAGGAGGCCGCCAAGUACGCCCUCAUCAACGACCAGUUGAAGAUCCUGCGGUCGGAAAACCAGAAGCAGGCAUCGCUGAUCCGCCAGCUGGAGGAGGAGCUGCGGAUGGCGCACAUGCGCAAUCCCGACGCCGAGCUACGUCAGCACCUGGACGCCCUCUACGCCGAGAAGGAGCACAUGGCCAAGGAGAUAUUCCUGCUCAGGGAGACCAUCAAGGAACUGGAGCUGAGGAUAGAGACGCAAAAGCAGACGCUCGCAUCGCGAGACGAGAGCAUCAAGAAGCUGAUGGAGAUGCUGCAGAGCAAGGGCGUCGGGGGCCAGAUGCUGGAUGAACAGCGUAUGGAGAUGGAGCGACUCAAGAGCCGCCUCAUCGAAUCCGAAGCCCGUGCGCGCCACCUGGAGACCAUGUUGGACACCAGGGACCGAGACAUUGGCAAGCUGGACGAGCUCCGGAUCGAGCUGAACAAGCGAGACCAGGAGCUCCUGGCCAUGGGAGCCAAGAUGAAGACGCUAGAGGAGCAACACCACGACUACCAGCGACACAUCGCCGUGCUCAAGGAGUCCCUGUGCGCUAAGGAGGAGCACUACAACAUGCUACAGGCUGACGUGGAAGAACUGCGGCAGCGGCUGGAGGAGAAGAACAAGCUGAUAGAAAAGAAGACUCAGCAGGCGCUAACAGCGACGCAGGAGCGCAACCACCUAAGCCAAGAACUGCAGGAGCUUAGGGACCACAUGGACAUCAAGGACCGAAAGAUAAACGUGCUUCAAAGGAAGAUCGAGAACCUGGAGGACUUGCUGAAGGAGAAGGACAACCAGGUGGACAUGGCGCGUGCGCGGCUGUCGGCGAUCCAGGCGCACCACUCGACCUCGGAGGGCGCCCUGUCCAGCCUGGAGGAGGCCAUCGGCGACAAGGACAAGCAGAUCGUGCAGCUGCGCGAGCAGCGCGACCGCGCCGAACAAGAACGCAACGAGGAGCGGGACCUGCAUGAGCGCCAGCUGGCCGAGUACCGCAUGAAGAUGCACGCGCUGGAGAGCGAGAUGGACAAGCUGCAGAGCCGCCUGGAGAAGGCCAACGCCGAGAAGGAGCGUUUGGAGGCACGUCUCGAGAACUCCCAGUCCGAGUUGGGACAGGCGCGCGCCGAGCUGGACAAGAUCCAGGCCGAGGUGAGCCGCUCGUCCGCCGACUGGGAGCGACUGCGCGGCGAGCACGCGCGACUGUCGCUCGAGAACGAUCGCUUCCGCGAGCACGUGGGCCGCCUCGAGCAGCCCACGGUGACGUCGUCGCCGUACCGGAGCGCCACCAGCGUACUGCCGCUGCAACAGCAGCAGCACGCGUCCGACGAGCGCACCCAAGAGAAACUCGACCGCGUACAGGCCGAGCUGCGCCGGGCGCAAGCUGAACUGAGGAUGACGCAGGCCGAGCAGGAGCGGGCGCGCGGCGAGCAGGAGCAGCUGCAGGAGAAGCUGGAGCGCUCCCAAGGGGAAGUGUACCGACUCAAGGCCAAGCUAGAGAACGCGCAGGCCGAGAGAGAGGCUCUCCAGGAGGAGUACGACCGCGUGCAGGGCAUCGUUGCCCGAGGCCAGUCCGACAGGGACGCCGCGCUGGCCGAAGCGGAGACGCUUCGCGCCGAGCUGGAGCGCGUCCAGAGCGCUCUAACCAAGGCGCAGGUGUCGCAGGAGAAGACGCAAGCGACGCUCGAUCGGGCGCAGCUGGAAGCCGACAGGCUUCAGGAGAAGCUGGACAAGGCACUGGCCGAGACGAGGAGACUGGCAGCCGACCGCGAGCGCUGCCAGGACGAGGUGCAGGGCUUACAAGGGCAGUUGGCACAGGCUCAGCUGCAGGCUCAGCGGGCACACAAGGAGAAGGACACGCUGCAGUCAGAACUGGAGCAGACCAGGGAGAAGGCCGACAGGGCGCUGGCUUUGCAGCAGAGGCUGCACAAGGAACGCGACGCCGCCCAGGCCGAAGCGGACGCACUGAGAGACCGUCUUGACUUACUCCAGAGUCAACUAGCCAAGGCACACAAGGAGCGAGAGAACGUCCAAGCAGAGUUUGAGGUGAUGCGUGACAGGCACGACAAGGCGGCGCUCCAAGCGGAGCGGGGACGAGCCGAGGCCGACGCAGCACAGGCCGAGUUGCGGGCAGCGCGCGACCGCGCCGACAAACUCCAGCUGCAGCUGCAGAAGGCCCAGGAAGAGAGGGAAUUGUGCAGACUGGAACAGGACAAGCUCCGCGAGAAGCUUGACAGGGCACAGGCGGAAAGCUUCAAAGCUCAGACCCGCUUGGACCAGGGCCAGGCAGAGGCAGACCGCUUGGCCCUGGAGUUGGACAAGUGUACGGUCCUGCUGGCGAAGACCAAGGAAGAUCACAAGCGAUCUCAAGAAGAGUUUGAAGGCUUGCAGGAUCUGUAUGUGAGAACGAACGCUCAGCUGGCCAAGACCAAGGAGGCCGAAGAGAAGACGCGACAGGACCUCGAUCGCUGUCAAGUUGAGCUGGAAGUGGCCCGCGAUCGUUUGGAUAAGGCACAGCUGGAGGCGCGCCGUCUUCAAGCCGAGCGCGAUCGGCUGCAAGCCGAGGUAGACCGCAUGUCUCUAGAUAUGGACCGCAUCCAAACGCAAGUGGGGAAGACGCAGACGCAUCACGAAAAGUCCCAAGAAGAACUAGCAAGAAUGCAGGUGGAGUUGGAAAAGCUCUACGAAAAACUGGAUAGGGCACAGACCGAGCUUCGCAAGACGCAGAACGAGAAAGAUCGCCUUCAGUCGGAGAAAGAGAGCCAGCAGGCCGAACUGGAACGCUACCAGGCGCAAAUGGCAAAGUACCACAAUGUCCAGGACAAGUCUCAAGCCGACUUCGAACGGCUGCGUAUCGACGUCGAAAAGAUGCGCGACAAGUACGAAAAGACGCUCGCGGAACUCAACAAAACAAGCGAGGAAUGUGCCAAGCUCAAAGCCGAGCUCGACCGAACGCGGUCGGAGAAAGGUGUCACCCAAGAAGAACGACAGGCGCACGCUAAUGAAAUCGAGCGUCUGUACAUCGAGGUUGAAAAAGCAAAGGACAAAUACGAAGGUGCCAAGCUCGAGGUCAAGAAACUUCAGGAUGUGCGCACCCAGCAACAGGCCGAAAAUGAGCGGUUGCGCAGGGCUCUGGAAGCUACACAGGCCGAACUCAAGAAGUCCACCGUGGCGGCGGACGAUAGGCAACGCCAGGAGAUCGAAAAGUUAACGGUCGAAUGUCAGAGGCUUCGUGAGAGGGCUGACCGUGCCAUCCAGGAGAGGGAUUCUCUUCUCACCGAGCUGAACAAGGCUCAGGCGACGCUGAAUUCGCUGCACGAGGCCAGCGAAGGAGACCGGCAGAAGAGUACAUCUGAGGCCGAGCGUCUCAGGCACCUUCUGGGUCGCUCCGAGGAAGACCUCCAGAAGACGGUCGCCGAGAACAGCAGAUUACAGAUGGAAGUGGAACGGUUGAAACAGGACGUUGAGGACGCCGAACGGUACAUCUCGAGCGUGCAGGAGAGCACGCAGAAGGACCGCAAUCAACAGGAAAGCCUUCGAGCGGAGACGAAACGGUUGCAGGAGACCCUCGAGAAGGUACAGGAGGAACUGCGCAAGACCUCCCAGGAACGAAACAGGCUCCAGAUCGAGGUCCAGGAGUUGGUCGCCGAACUGGAACGACGUAGUGGCACGGAAAAUGCCGCACGUGCGCAGGAGGACGCGAGGAUACGGGGCGAGAUCGAGAAACAGCAGCAAGAAGUGCAGCACCUGCACAAGGAACUCAAGAAGAGCACCCAGCAGAUGCAGAAGCUCGAGGCGGAGAACAAGGAACUCAGAGCCAAACUGGAGAGAGCGCUGGACUCGGCCGCUCACGCGCAGAAGCAGUCAGAAGAGACGCAGGCCGAGACUACGAAACUGAGGGAGGCGAAUCGAAUGCUGAAGCAGCAGCAACAGCAACUGCAGCAGCAGGCAGCCGGAGGAAUGAAGGAAGGUGAGCGCGAAAAGCUGCAGAGAGAAUUGGACAGGAUGCAAGUGGAAAUGGAGAGCCAGAGAGAGGAAGCGUCGAAGCUGAGGAAGCAGCUCGAACAGUCUCGGGCGGAAAUCAAGAAUUUCUCAGUGGAACGAGAUCGUUUCCAGGAGCAGUUGGAGAAGCUGGUUCAGGAGAUCGAACGAAGGGAGACGGAGAUCCAGAACCUCCGUGCCAAGGGUGCUCAGGCGCCACCCAAGAUGGACGCCGAACUGGAGGCCCUCAAGAAGAGGCUGGACGACCGGCAGAAGCAGCUGGACGAGUUCGAAAAGAGGCUCAAGAAGAAGAAGGAGAAACUCGAGCAGGCAGAGGCUGCCAUGCAAAAGGCGGGCAGCACGGAGACGGAGCAAGAACUGGUCCGGCAGUUGGCCGAGUUGAAGAUGCGUUGCGCCGAGCUGGAGACGAGGCAGCCACCGCCUCCACCGACGGGAGGAGCCAACGAGGCCGAGCUGGAGCGGCUGCUCCAGAUCAUGUCUUCCCUCGAGGAAGAGAAGGUCAAUCUCAACGCACAGAUCAAGCAGCUGCAAGAGGCGCUAAAGGACCGAGACAGCAAGCUGAAUGCGCUCAAGCGCAGCCAGCAAACGGACAAGACGCGGAGCGCCCAGAUGAUGGACGAAGCUCGCCGGAGAGAAGGAGACCUCGGUCGAGAAGCUUCCAAAGCUCAAGAGGAAGUGACCCGGCAGCGAGAACGCAUCGAGGCCCUGGAAGAGGCCCUUCGAGAGAGCGUUGAGAUCACAGCCGAGAGUGAGGCUGAAGUGGUGCGCCAAGAGUGCCUGCUGAGGGAAGCCCAGGAGAAGGUAACAGACUUGGAGGCCCAGCUGCGUCGCGCGAGGAGUAGCGAGUGCUUCCGCUGCGGCAGCUGCCCCGACCUCAGGUUCCAAAUGAAGGACGUCUGCUGGAAGGCAAUGUGGGCGGAACGGAAGCGACACCUGGAUGAGCUAUACGACAUGAAGUUGGAGGCACUGUCGGCAGCCAUCAGCGAAAAAGAUGCGCACCUGGCUCUAUUGGAAGAGCAGCCGAUCCAGGACGAGAACACCAGGCGUCAGGCGGAGAGCUUGCGCGCCGAAAAGGAGCGUCUUGUUCAGAGGAUCAAGAUGGAGAACCAGAGCCGUGUCAAGAUGAUCGCUGAAGCCGACGACGCCCUGCAACGGGUCAACGGCACCGGAGAUGGCGACACGGCGAAUGAGCAGGGUGACACGGCGAACAAGACAACGUGAUCCUCCCGGACAUCGCGCCAACGCAGCUGCCUUCGAUUCGGAUAAGCCUUGAUGGCGAGUAAGGCUGGAGUCAACGGGAACCAAAUAACUCCCUCUUGCCGCCACAACCCUCCACAUACCGCCUUCGCCUAUUCCACGAGACCACAGCCUUCAUUUUGUUUUUUCACUCCUGCUUGUUAUCUUUUUGGUGCCAUAUAUUUACCUGUUGUUGUUUUGUACUGGUACUACCGUGAUGUACGUACUAUUUAUUUCAUUGUUAAAUAUUUCGUUCAUUUUUGUCACCGUGCCAAAAACCAGACGGGAAGUCCAUGACGAGUGCGAAUUCGCACAUGCCAUGAUGACCCGAGCUUCUUUUUUAACCAUAGCCUUCCCGGUUUCUUUUGAACUUUCUUUUUUGUAAAGAUUCAGCCCGUCGACUUUUUCCAUAUGUCGUUGUUUGUGUCAGCGAAGGAAAGACUUAUCCACGAUAUCUUUCGGUCAUAUAAAUCCACUGCGCUGUAUUUUGCUAAGAACCAAAAUAUCUAGAAUUCUUCUUUUUACUUCUCUUGUUACUGUAAGUCCGCUACCGUUUUUUCUUGGUGUCUAACGGACAACGGUAUGUAAACUAUGCUUCAGUACUUCAUUUGCUGCAAGCUAUCUUGUUCGUACAUCUUUAUUUUGUUUAACGCAAGCUGAUGUACGAUUCGUUUCUUGUAUAAGAUGAGAAAGUUGUCGCUUUUAUUGUCUGUACAUAUUGUGUGUUUUUACGAUGACGUGUGCUUUCCUCUGCGCCCAUUAAUUGAGGCGCGUUCAUCAUAUACACAUUGCUGUAUGUUGUGCGUAUUUUCGAAACGAGCAUUCGGUGUGCCAUCCCCCCGUUUUGCUUGUGCUGUAUGUUUAUAGGUGAGAAAGCAACCUUCCUUUCGGUUUUGCCUCAUGGAAAGAGUUUAACGCGCAGUGUGUCCUUAUUAACCGGAGAACUUCUCUACGGUUAGGGCAGGCGGACAGCCGCGUUAUGUCACAUAAAGCGGAUAGAUGACCGCACUAACCUGAAAACAACCUCGUUUCGCGAAGCAUUUCAGCCGCUGUGUUCGGGAUUGACCUGGAGGACUAGCUAAGACUUGCAACGUCUGCGCUAUGACCUGGCUUUCGCGUUUCGUUGUGCCUAUAAAUAAGAAAGCUAAUCGCAAACCAUGGCAGAUCGUACACAUAAUAUCGGUUAUUGCGAAGAUUAUGACUUACGGUUCGGUAAUGAAGGCACCGGUCAAUGAUAUAAAUACACUUGGAUAAGAAUACUCUUUGCGACAACAGAUUGGACUGACAUUGACACAUACGUGUACUUAGACUUCGAUUAGACUUAGGCAUGCUCUGUGGAUCUAAAGAAAAAGUGUGCAAGGCGUUCACAAAUGCAACGUGGAAUUACCAUGCGCGUUGUUUCAUACAUGCGACGAAGCAAUAGCGCGAAUGUUGCACACAACUUUGGUACAGGAGUCACACUGUCCCUUGUUCCUUAUGGAAACGGGACGUCAUGACCUCACGUCCAUCAAAUGUUCCCCGCCUCUACGCUAUUGUUUCGCCACGACAAAAAAUACCCACCGUAGCUGACACUCGCACCUUACUGCAUUUCUUCCGUGUUUUCCUGGCAACAAGAAAAAGCCACUUAGACGUUGUUCCACCGAUCAGCAAGGACAACGUUUCGUUCAUUUGUUGUAGCUGAAGCACAAUCGUAGGAGCUGGCGUUCCAAUAGUGACUCAGCAGGUUUUAAGUGACGGAGGAAUAUUAAACGAGGGCACAUAUCACUAGAGUCGAGACAAGGUUGUACUGUUAUCACACGUAGCUGUAAAGACAUAGUAUUCUUGACGUAAGAACAUGAAUGAGCUUAAACGUGUAGAACACUUAACUGACAGGUUGUGUGUGACGUAAGAAGCACAGUGCACGCUACGGUUAUCCUUUAGUCUAUAAGAAA